Phycomyces blakesleeanus NRRL 1555(-) is the source of this 945-nucleotide messenger RNA. RefSeq lists its product as hypothetical. Gene Ontology annotation, molecular function: ribose phosphate diphosphokinase activity; magnesium ion binding. Gene Ontology annotation, biological process: ribonucleoside monophosphate biosynthetic process; 5-phosphoribose 1-diphosphate biosynthetic process; purine nucleotide biosynthetic process. Lineage: Eukaryota; Fungi; Mucoromycota; Mucoromycetes; Mucorales; Phycomycetaceae. The transcript is spliced from 9 exons. The coding region runs from base 1 to 945 and encodes 314 amino acids. The record is from RefSeq and is a predicted model, not a curated record. Gene Ontology annotation, cellular component: ribose phosphate diphosphokinase complex; cytoplasm.
AUGCGCAAUACCAAAAUUUUCUCGGGAUCCUCUCACCCUGCACUGGCCAAUAUGGUCUGCCAGCGUCUGGGAGUAUCUCUUGCUCCAGCAUCUCUCCAGAAGUUCAGCAACAAAGAAACAAGUGUAGAAAUGGGAGUGUCUGUAAGAAAUAAAGAUGUAUUCAUUAUUCAAAGUGGAUGUUACCAUAUGAACGAUGCUAUUAUCGAGCUGUGUAUCAUGGUUCAAGCUGCCCGAAUGGGGUCCGCCAAACGUAUUACUGCUGUAUUGCCAUAUUUUCCCUAUUGUAAACAGAGUAAACGCAAGGGCCGUACAUCUAUUACUGCCAAGUUGUUGACCAACAUGUUGUCUGUUGCUGGUGUGGACCAUAUUAUUACAAUGGAUCUACAUGCGUCCCAGAUGCAAGGAUUCUUCCGUGGUCCAGUCGACAAUCUGUAUGCUGAACCUGUCAUUGCCCAAUGGAUCAUGCGCCAUGUACCACAGUGGCAGAAUGGAGUAGUAGUGAGUAAGAAUGCAGGUGGAGCCAAGAGAGUUACAUCAUUGGCAGAUGCUUUGUGCCUUGAUUUUGCCUUGAUACACCAAGACAAGGCAUGCCAAGAGCCAGGAAUAACUUUGGUGGGAGAUGUGAAGAACAAGAUCGUAUUUUUGACAGAUGAUAUGGUUGAUAGCUGCGGUACAUUUUUAAAUGCUGCCGACCACUUGGUUAACAAAUGUGGGGCAGCUAGGGUUUAUUUAAUUGCUACUCAUGGUGUAUUAAGUGGAGAUGCCAUUGAACGAAUUGAAGCCUGUGAGAGCUUGGUAGUAACCAAUACAUUCCCUAUACCAGAAACCAAGGCCCAGCAUUCCACAAAACUAGUAAUGAUUGAUAUUGCCAUGACUUUGGCAGAAGCAAUUCGACGCACGCAUAAUGGUGAGAGUGUGAGUUAUCUAUUCAACCACACCGAUUAA